Penicillium salamii is the source of this 996-nucleotide messenger RNA. The record is from the annotation of a GenBank genome assembly. Lineage: Eukaryota; Fungi; Ascomycota; Eurotiomycetes; Eurotiales; Aspergillaceae.
AUGACUUCGUUCGAUACCCCGUUUGAUGAACUUCCAAAUCCGAAGCAGGUAUGGCUUGGAAAGCCUGGCAGUUACGAAGAAGGUCUGGGAAAACUAGCUAUCCUCACCCCGGAGGUUGUCGCAGCAGCAUCUGCCAGUGAGAUCAGAUGUGGCCGCCGAGUGACUAUGGGCUGGGAGAUGACGAAACUGGAUUAUCCCAAUCUCAACCGUCAGCCAUGUCACCAUAAUAUUAUACCUCUCCUGGGAGGCAUCGCAUUCGACGAUGUUUAUACUAUGGACCCACAGCAAAGUAGCCAAUGGGAUGGCCUGCGUCAUUUCUCUCAAACUGUCCCCGGGCAAACUGAGCGAGUCUUCUACGGAGGGACCAAGUCCGACGAGAUCAAUGAUCGCCAAAAUGAUCGGAUCGGUAUGCAACAUUGGGCGAAAGAGGGAAUUGCAGGACGUGGAGUCUUGAUUGACUACGCGACUUGGGCCGAGAAGAAGGGUAUCACUUAUUCCACAUUCUCAACCCAUCAAGUGCGAUUCGCCGAUAUCCUUGAGAUCGCGCGCGAGAACAACAUUACCUUCAAAAAAGGCGAUAUUCUGUUCGUUCGUGUGGGCGUGACCAAGGAGUGGGACACAUCCAUGACAGAUGCUCAAAAACAAGCCUAUUCGGAUAACGCCAGCCCGGAGCAUGCUGGAGUAGAGGCCACCACGGAAGUCCUCCGUUGGCUGUGGGACACUGGAUUUUCCGCAAUCGCCAGUGACGCAAUCAGUUGGGAGGUGAGCGAGAGACGGAUUGAUCUUGAAUCCGUUUACCCACCUCAAUCUCCUGAUAUCUUCCUCCACGAGUAUGUGCUUGCUGGAUGGGGAAUGCCGAUCGGGGAACUAUUCGAUCUGGAGGCAUUGGCGCGUACAUGCCAGGAGCUCCAACGGUGGAGCUUCUUCGUAGCAUCGGUGCCUUUGAACAUGCCCGGCGGAGUUUCCUCGCCUCCGAACGUAAUGGCCAUCUUUUAA